AUGAAGAAAAAGCUCUGCCUCGGGGAAAUUCUGUCUCUCAUGGGUGCCCUUCAGCUAUACUUAGUCUCCGAUUACUUGGAGAGCCACUUCAUGAUGGUAUUUUGUAUAGAGAAUCUUCUGUCAACUCUGGCCGUCCUGGCAGUGUCUGCUCCAUUUGCAAUCAAAAGUACUACUUUCAAGGAGAUAGUUCAGACGCAGUCGGAAUAUCUUUCUUUCGGGCUGUUUGCAUUCGGGGAAUAUUCCUCAUGGUUUCGGGGUGCUGGGAUGACGUCCAUAAAGACAGCCAUGGCCACGAGGGGCCUGUGCUAUCCACUUUCCGUAGUGCUUAUGUUUAUGAUUUCUCGAGUUGCCAAGGAAAAUAUGCUUAGAAACCUUGGGUUUAUCCUGGUGAUUUUAACGAAUAUGUAUAAAUCAGUCAAGUAUAGCGAUGAAGGGUUUUUCGAUGUUUUGUUUGGAGUCAUAUACUUAGCGCUUUAUGUAGUCUUCAGUGUUUCUUCCGACUUCAUAACUGUCUGCAUGACAAACCGGAAUGGGCUGCCUAAGUUUCUUUUUGCAAGCUCGUUCUACAUUUGGAUAUGUUCUUUCAUUAUACUAAUCGAUUCUGGAAUAGGAUACAAUGACAUCUAUACAUUCAUAGAAAGCAACAUUCAUAAGUCUGUAGUUCUUGUGAUCAUCUCCUCACUGCUGAGGGCCUUAGGCGCAUACUAUAUUCAGAGGUUUGGAAUAGUUGCAUACAGCACAACCAAGAUAUCAAAUUACAUCUAUUUCAUAAUUCUGAGGAGUUUUAUGGGCCUUGAGUGGGCCUGGAGAUUUGAAGACACACUAUUCCACCUGUCCACUUACUUUCUAAUUCUCUUUUUCAUCAACUCAGACGAAUUCCACGAAAGAAGUCUGGAAUUUGGUAUGUAA
This is a messenger RNA of Encephalitozoon hellem ATCC 50504, 909 nucleotides long. RefSeq lists its product as uncharacterized. Lineage: Eukaryota; Fungi; Microsporidia; Unikaryonidae. The record is from RefSeq and is a predicted model, not a curated record. The transcript has a single exon. The coding region runs from base 1 to 909 and encodes 302 amino acids.